CUUCGAUUCGGUAUAAUUGACGAGAGAGAGGAAGUGUUUACCGAGUAUCAUAUGUAUGCGGUAGAGUUAAAGAGAAAAAAGGACCAAGAAGAGGACACAGUGUCACAACGCGUGUGAAAUGGAUGGUACGCCAAAGAAAAUCGAAGCAGUGUUAAUAUAUGGAUGCCCAUGGGUGGAAUUUGGCCGAAAUGUGCCAGCGUUACCAUCACGCUGUACCGGCAGCCCAAAAUUCUUCGCCAGCUAGGGAUCCCUCGGCUGCCAUUGUGCAAGGCUUGUCAACGGCUACGCACAUCGACCAGGCCAGCCCUUCUUACUCCCACUACACGAUGCUGGAUAAUUAUGACAGGGGUGAGGUGACACCACCGCCGGUGAGCAGCUAUGGCGGUUCCCCUGGACUCUUGGCACUUCAUUCCUCGCUUUAUGCGACACCCACGUCGAGGGCCUACGACAUCGAGUCGAAUAUCGACGGCAACGACAGUUCCAUGCCCAUCGAUACCCAAAUCAUUUCGAUACCGGGAAUGUUGAGCGGCCCAGCACAACAGCGACUGGAGGACAUGUCCUGGCUGGCUUCCGGUCCGUCGCUGGAAUAUCAACAAGGCAUCUCGCCGAUUCCCGCAGGAGUGAAGAUGUGCCAUCCAGGCAGCACGGCCCAGAGGAGCCUGAAGGAGCAACGGAUACGUCGCCCGAUGAACGCGUUCAUGGUCUGGGCAAAGGUCGAGCGCAAGAAAUUGGCCGACGAGAAUCCCGAUCUCCACAACGCCGAUCUCAGCAAGAUGCUCGGAAAGAAAUGGCGAGGGUUGACCCCGCAGGACAGAAGGCCGUACGUCGAGGAAGCCGAGAGGCUGAGGGUCAUACACAUGCAGGAACACCCGAACUACAAGUACAGGCCACGACGCAGGAAACACGCGAAACGAGCCCCAGGGGCGCCGUCCUCCCCUCCAUCCGCGACCAACACCACGGCCAAUAGGUCCAACCCCUCUGGUACCACGAUUCAUCAUUCCAUGUCCAAGAUGGACAGUUAUCAAGGCAUUCCUCAGAUCCCAUGGGGCGGCCAUUCCCCGAUCUCAUCCCUGUAUCACCAACAGCAGCAGCAAGGUAUCCAGGAGUACAAAUCGGAGAGCAAUUCCUUGUACGGUAGUCCUUAUACGCCUAUCAUUCACACACCGGACAUAUCUCCAGUUGCCAGUCCCGAGCCAGAUGGUGACGGGACGCAUUUGCCAUCCAACCAAAAUCCAGAUCCUGAACGAGAUCUGAUGGAGGGUUCGUCGAAGCAGCACAACGAAAUGAACGAGCAAACGAAACGGUACACUUUUAUGAGUACCGAUAAUCAGCUGCACACGGGUCAUGCUGGUGGUACUAGCAUAUCGUCGUGUCAGAAUUCUGGUGCUUACACGGACACUCUGACUUACAAAAAAUCGGUGAGUUACUUGAAUUUCGAGAGACAGCCGUCGAGUAUAGCCGCGGUGGGUAUAGCAAAUGGUAUGAUGGUGUCGUGCAAUAAAUUGCGCUCGGGUUUUGAGAAUGUUGGCUCUGUGACGGGAACUUUUUAUCCGCCGGUUGCAUCCCCGCACGAUCAAUCGUUGCAACACUAUACCAGCACCCAGUCCUCGAAAACUGCCAACUAUUCGAUGCAGUCCACCGUCGAGACCAACUAUAAUCCUGUUCAGUGUGCCAAUCGACAGCAGUCCAUGGGGAUUCGCGGAGCCGCCGAAGGUUGUUCCGGUGUAUCCCACCGGUACCAAAUGACUCAUCACCAAGAGUACCAAACCGAGGGGACCAGUACUGGCCAACAGCAUCCAAUUCUAGGCCACAUGGAGGCAGCAAUGGCAGCGAGCGCUGACGAGGAACAGCAACAGACACUACAAUUGGAGAAAUACUUCAAAUACUCUCAUCCAAGCAGUGUAGCACACACUAGCCUCACCUCGCAGAAUCUCCUUGAUAGCAACCAUAAUUAUGCCAGUGAUCUGCGUUACUAUACUCCACAGCAGACUCAAUUGGACAUGUCGAACUCUCAGUGCAUUGUUGAGAAUCAGUCGAAGGACGGACGAUGCGCGAACGUGGCUAUAGGUCACUCGAUGGACCAAUAUCAUCAGGCUAUAGACGUGGCCAAGUAUCAAGAACAUUCGUCCCAGCAGCAACAACAACAGCAGCAGCAGCAACAGCAGCAACAGCAGCAGCAGCAGCAACAAGGACAACAGACGCAGAGCAUGGAGCAUAUGUCGAAGCCGGAAGACGACUUCAGUGUAAUACUUGCCGACGUGCGCAAGACUUGUUACAGUAGCUAGU
This is a messenger RNA of Habropoda laboriosa, 2286 nucleotides long. RefSeq names its product putative transcription factor SOX-15. Gene Ontology annotation, molecular function: RNA polymerase II cis-regulatory region sequence-specific DNA binding; DNA-binding transcription factor activity, RNA polymerase II-specific. Bases 159 to 2285 code for a protein of 708 amino acids. The record is from RefSeq and is a predicted model, not a curated record. Gene Ontology annotation, biological process: anatomical structure morphogenesis; cell differentiation; regulation of DNA-templated transcription. Lineage: Eukaryota; Metazoa; Arthropoda; Insecta; Hymenoptera; Apidae. The transcript has 8 exons.